Molecule: messenger RNA, 3150 nt
Organism: Trichobilharzia regenti
Lineage: Eukaryota; Metazoa; Platyhelminthes; Trematoda; Strigeidida; Schistosomatidae
Source: the annotation of a GenBank genome assembly
CAUAUCAUUACAUUCAUAUGACCACAAUCAGCUGACUUUGGCGGCUUUUUCGCGUAUUUCUGCUUUAUGAUGGAUGGUCAAUUGAAGUUACCAGAAAAUUCCCCAGGAAACCUUCGCCACUUAUGUUCUGAACAGAUUGAGAAGCAAAGUAUGCGUGGUAAACAUCGGCGUAUGCAUUCCGAAGGAUCUGCUCGCUUUAAUUCAUCACCUUCAUGCGAGUCUCUGACAGGAAACAAACCAACUGUUGACUGGAUAUCUCAGUCUGGGGUUAGGCGGCGGAAAUUCCCAGAUUUCUGUCUUUUUAGUGAUUCUUCAAGUCAGUCGACCACGAGUACUUCUGCCGCACAACAGCCGUGGGACAUAAAUUCUUCUGUUUCUGACUUGAAGUCUCUGAGCGUUUUAAAAGCAAAUCAUUCUCCACUGUCUUCUCAUCGUCGAUCUGCAAGCUAUGGUGGUGAUUACUUCACGUAUGCUGCUCACGAGAUUGGGGAAGCUGCUAGUAGAGCUGUGGAACAUGCAGAAGAACUUGUUAUACAUCUCUGGAAACAGGGUUGGAAAGUUGUUCACCAUCAUAGUUUACCCCACUGGUUAAAGGACAAUGACUUCCUUCUGCGUGGUCAUCGACCUCAACUUCGUUCAUUUCGCGAGUGCUUUCGUUCCAUUUUCCGAUUACAUACAGAAACAGGGAAUAUAUGGACGCAUCUUAUAGGUUUCAUAUGCUUUCUGAUACUAAGUAUAUCAUUUUUGGUUCGUCCUGGAUUAGAUAUUCAUUGGCAGGAAAAAAUGGUUGUCCAAGUGUUUUUCGUCAGUGCAAUCCUUGCACUUGGUUUUUCCUGGCUAUUUCAUACUGUUUAUUGUCAUUCAGAGCGUGUCGGUAAAUUAUUUAAUAAAUUGGAUUAUAUGGGGAUUGCACUACUUGUUAUCGGUUCGUUUGUCCCUUGGAUUCACUAUUCUUUCUAUUGUCAUAAACCAUUCAAAUUUGUUUAUAUUACGGCUGUGCUGAUACUUGGAUCAAUCUGCGCCUUUGUUUGUACACAAGAUUAUUUUCUUAGUCCAGCGUAUCGUGUAGCUAGAGCACUUUUAUUCAUUUCCCUCGGUUUGUCGGGUAUAAUUCCGUGUACACAUUAUAUUCUAAUGGAAGGCUUUUGGGAGGGUGUCAGUUAUUCAGCGCUUGGUUGGCUUGUGCUAAUGGCUGUACUCUACAUAUCAGGGGCUGCAAUUUAUGCAUUGCGUAUUCCUGAACGUCUUUAUCCUGGAAAAUUUGAUAUUUGGUUUCAAAGUCAUCAAAUCUUCCAUGUAUUUGUUGUACUGGCUGCCUUAGUACAUUUGAAUGGUAUUCUAGAGAUUGCUCAAUAUCGACUAGCCAAAGGUGGUUGCGAUAAUCAAUUGUAAAUGUGCCCAGUGACUAUUAUUACUAUUAUUAUUAUUAUUACUGUCAUUAUUUUCUCAUUCCUUCUGCUUCAAUCUUUUGCAUAUAUACCUGUUCAAUUAUUAUUAUUACAACAACUACUACCAUUUUGUUGUGUUUUCGACCAUUAUUAUUAUUAUGUCACGCGAUAUGGGGUGACUUACGUACGUAAGUAAGUCGGUGGGAUUGUUUGCACAAAAUUAACUGUAGAACUUGUAAUAAUUUUGAUUUCUUUUGUUUUUGUGUGUUUUUUUUAACCCAUAUACCCCCCACUCCAGUAUAAUGAUAUAUCAAAAAAGAAAUUGACUUUGUCCCCCCUUCUCUCUCUCCGUGUGUGUGUGUGUGUGUCAGAGUUCUGUUUUUUGGUUAAACCUUAUUCACCACUGUUGUGUUCUCAUCAGUUCUUCUCCUUUAUAAUGGGAUCAUUUACUCAUGUGUUAUUUAUUAUUAUAAAGAGAAAGAAUAGUUUAGAAAUUUCUUGUCUCAUAUACAUAUUUGCACAAACAUUUACAUAUCCUUUGUAUCCUCUGCACACACACACACACACACACUAAAGUCAGUGCAUAAAAAAUUCAAUCUACUUUGUGAGAAGUUCUACCUGGAAUUCUGUUAAUGGACCAUUAUGUGUAUGUGAGUUGUUAAAUUGUUAAAAAUUUUAUCUUGUAAUGUCGAUUGAUACAUCUGCAUAACUUCUUUUGGUUAUUUUUUGUCUUAUUGUGUAACUACAAGAUGCCUUGUUUUUAUGACAAGUGUGUGUGUCCAAGUCUGGGUAUUCCAGUCAAAGUACAUGACUGGUGAAGUAGCUCACACAAAACACACAUAUACAUACAUGUAGAAAUUAUCAUACUGCACUCAAUAAUCUUCAUCAUCAUGAAAUGAUCUGUGUUCAUAUUUUCAUCUAGAUCACAAAUGAAAAAAAAAUUAGACAGACAACUUGUACAAGUAAUUUUGAAUUCAAAUUUCACACACUGUAUUGAUUGUGUUUCUCUUUCCCCUGAUGUGAUCAUUAAUCUCUCGUUACAUGCAUGUGUGUGUGUGUAUGUGCGUGUGGCGGGGUGGUAGUUCGAUUUGUAUAUGCUUGUUAUAUAUACAUACACAUACACAAAGGGGGAGACACCUACCAUCAACCACCUCGUCGUGUUUGCAGAGAGAGAUAGAUGCCCUAUUAUUAUUAUUAUCGUUCACCACCCCACCAUCGACCUAAUCGUCAAUGCGUUUUUGUAUUUUUCUUUUGUUGCCUCCAAUGAAAAUAAAUUUGGGGUGUAAGCGCGGCCGAAUUGAAAACAGCUUGUGUUUGUGACUGUGUAUACAUACAGUUUUGCCUAUUUAUUUAUUUAUUCAUUCGGCCAUGUUACUUGACAGUAGUAUUCACUCAAAUCAUUUUAACUACUCCUCUUUCCAUAGUGUGUGUGUGUGUAGAGAGAGAGAGUGAGUGUACUGUACUCUAGUACACUUCACUUUCAUUUAACUAUUUCAUUUUAUAAUUUUAUUAAUCUUUCUUUCCUUUUUAAAAAAAUUUUCUUCAGUUUUGUUUUCUUUUCUCCCCCCUUUCUCUCUCGCAUAAAAAUGUGUAUUAUAAAACAAUUUGAAAGAAAAAUGAAGUUGUCAAAUGCUGCCAGUUAUUUCUAUUUAUCAUUUCAUUGUAAUCGCUGGAUGAUGGAUCACAAAGUCACUUAUAAUAAUAACAAUAAUAAUAAUAAUGAUCACAGAGAUUUAGUAAUGAAUAAAUUUGAGAUGUAUUG